Messenger RNA from Miscanthus lutarioriparius, 3000 nucleotides. The record is from the annotation of a GenBank genome assembly. Lineage: Eukaryota; Viridiplantae; Streptophyta; Magnoliopsida; Poales; Poaceae.
AUGCCCAUCGUCGCCAUCUACCUUCGCCUCCUUAUAUCCCCCUCCGGCUCCGAUCCUUCUACCUCCAUCGAUCUCCCCACCAUGGACGCCAACGCCAAUGCCCUCGGCAUGGACGCCAUCACCAACGAAACCGUCGACCUGGAGCAUAUCCCUGUGGAGGAGGUCUUCGAGCACCUCAAAUGCACCCGCGACGGCCUCACCUCCGCCGCUGCCCAGGAGAGGAUCGACGCCUUUGGCUACAACAAGCUGGAAGAGAAGCAGGAAAGCAAAGUGCUCAAGUUCCUGGGCUUCAUGUGGAACCCCCUUUCCUGGGUCAUGGAGGCGGCAGCCAUAAUGGCUAUCGCCCUUGCUCAUGGCGGGACAACCUUUAGGGGAAAGCCAAUGGGCAUAGACUACCAUGACUUUGUCGGAAUUAUGUUACUGCUCAUUAUCAAUUCCACCAUUAGCUUCAUAGAGGAAAACAAUGCCGGCAAUGCUGCUGCUGCGCUUAUGGCCCGCCUCGCACCAAAAUCCAAGGUUUUGCGUGAUGGAACCUGGAGUGAAAUGGACGCGUCUUUGUUGGUGCCCGGUGACAUAAUCAGCAUUAAACUUGGAGACAUCAUUCCAGCAGACGCCCGUCUUCUCGAGGGAGAUCCUCUGAAAAUUGAUCAGUCUGCACUUACGGGAGAAUCGCUACCUGUAACCAAGCAACCUGGUGACGGGAUCUACUCUGGUUCAACCUGUAAGCAAGGUGAAAUAGAAGCAGUUGUUAUUGCCACUGGAAUACAUACUUUCUUUGGAAAAGCAGCUCAUCUCGUCGAGUCAACUACUCAUGUUGGCCACUUUCAGAAGGUUCUCACAUCAAUCGGAAACUUCUGUAUUUGCUCAAUUGCUGCUGGAAUGACUAUUGAGUUAAUCGUGAUGUACGCUAUUCAUGAAAGAGAAUACCGCCAGAUUGUUGAUAACCUCCUAGUGCUUCUUAUUGGAGGAAUUCCAAUUGCCAUGCCCACGGUUCUUUCUGUCACUAUGGCUAUUGGAUCACACAAACUAGCGCAGCAGGGUGCUAUUACCAAGAGGAUGACUGCCAUAGAAGAAAUGGCUGGAAUGGAUGUCCUUUGUAGCGACAAAACAGGAACUCUGACACUCAACAAACUAAAUGUUGACAAGAAUUUAAUUGAGGUUUUUGCUAGAGGCAUGGAGAAGGAUGACAUUGUCUUAAUGGCCGCAAGAGCUUCUAGACUAGAGAAUCAAGAUGCUAUUGAUUUUGCUAUUGUUUCGAUGUUGCCAGAUCCGAAAGAGGCACGUGCCAGCAUUCAAGAAGUUCAUUUCCUCCCAUUCAAUCCAACUGACAAGAGAACAGCACUCACAUACUUAGACGCUGGGGGUAAAAUGCACAGGGUUAGCAAAGGCGCUCCUGAACAGAUCCUGAAUCUAGCAUCGAACAAGUCUGAGAUUGAAAGGAAGGUCCAUCAUGCUAUUGGCAAUUAUGCAGAGAGAGGGCUACGAUCGCUUGCUGUUGCCUAUCAGGAAGUACCUGAAGGGACUAAGGAAAGUCCUGGUGGGCCUUGGCAAUUUAUUGGUCUUCUCCCACUCUUUGAUCCUCCUCGCCAUGACAGUGCUGAAACUAUACGCAGAGCUCUUGACCUUGGAGUCAGUGUAAAAAUGAUUACAGGUGAUCAGUUGGCUAUAGCUAAAGAGACUGGCCGGAGACUAGGAAUGGGCACAAACAUGUAUCCUUCUUCAUCAUUGCUGGGUGACAAAAAAGAAGGUGACAUUGCAGUUCUACCAGUGGAUGAGUUGAUUGAACAAGCGGAUGGGUUUGCUGGAGUUUUCCCAGAGCACAAAUAUGAGAUUGUGCAGAGGUUGCAAGCCAGAAAGCACAUAUGUGGGAUGACUGGAGAUGGAGUUAAUGAUGCACCUGCUCUGAAGAUAGCAGAUAUUGGUAUUGCUGUGGCUGAUGCUACUGAUGCUGCUCGAGGUGCUUCUGAUAUAGUUCUGACGGAACCUGGAUUGAGUGUGAUCAUCAGUGCUGUACUAACCAGUCGGGCAAUUUUCCAAAGAAUGAAAAAUUAUACUAUAUAUGCUGUAUCUAUAACCAUACGUAUUGUGCUUGGCUUUUUGCUCUUGGCAUGCUUUUGGAAGUUUGACUUCCCUCCGAUGCUGGUUCUUGUGAUAGCUAUUCUUAAUGAUGGAACCAUUAUGACUAUAUCCAAAGACAAGGUGAGGCCAUCUCCCCAUCCAGACAGUUGGAAGCUAGCGGAGAUAUUUGCAACUGGAGUGAUCAUUGGGGCGUAUUUGGCUGUAACCACGGUGCUGUUCUUUUGGGCAAUUUACAAGACGGAUUUUUUUGUGAGGGUUUUCCACGUUAGAAGUCUGAAAAGGAUCGAAAAAACAGGAGACAACCAGAAUCAAUUUGCCGACAACAUGGAGAUGUUGGCCUCUGCAGUGUACCUUCAAGUGAGCACCAUUAGCCAGGCGUUGAUAUUUGUGACGAGGUCGAGGGGCUGGUCCUUCAUGGAGAGGCCUGGCCUGCUGCUGAUGGGCGCAUUCGUGAUAGCGCAGCUGAUCGCGUCUGUGCUGGCGGCCAAGGUGAGCUGGGAGCUUGCGGGCAUCAAAGGCAUCGGGUGGGGGUGGACCGGCGUGAUCUGGCUGUACAACAUCGUGGUGUACCUGCUGCUGGACCCUAUCAAGUUCGCGGUGCGGUACGGGCUGAGCGGCAAGGCCUGGAACCUGGUGAUCGACCACAAGGUGGCCUUCACGAACCGCAAGGACUUCGGCAAGGAGGCCCGGGUGGCGGCGUGGGCGCACCAGCAGCGCACGCUGCAUGGGCUGGAGAGCGCCGGGGCCGGCCGGGAGAAAGCGGCGUCGGUGGAGCUGGGGCAGAUGGCGGAGGACGCCCGGCGGCGCGCGGAGCUCACCAGGCUGCGGGAGCUGCACACCCUCAAGGGCAAGGUGGAAUCGGUGGUGAAGCUCAAAGGGCUGGACCUGGAGGACAUCAACAACCAGCACUACACGGUGUGA